Molecule: messenger RNA, 1467 nt
Organism: Microtus oregoni (creeping vole)
Lineage: Eukaryota; Metazoa; Chordata; Mammalia; Rodentia; Cricetidae
Exons: 2
Coding region: 1-1467 (488 amino acids)
Biological process (GO): virion assembly
Source: RefSeq, a predicted model, not a curated record
AUGGGCCAAUCUAUAACCACCCCUUUAAGCCUAACUUUACAGCACUGGCGAGACGUCCAAGACAUUGCAAACAACCAGUCAGUGGACAUCCGGAAGAGACGCUGGGUAACUUUUUGUUCCUCAGAAUGGCCAACGUUCAAUGUGGGUUGGCCUAGGGAUGGUAUUUUUGACAUUAAUGUCAUCCUGCAGGUAAAAGCUAAGGUGAUGGAUCCUGGCCCUCACGGGCACCCAGAUCAGACUGCAUAUAUCGUGACCUGGGAAGCAAUGGCUUAUGACCCGCCACCAUGGGUCAAGCCUUUUAUUACACCAAAGACCCCUGCCCUUACUCCCUCUGCACCUACUUUGCCCCCUCCACUCCUCCCCACCCCGGCGGGACCCCCACCCCACUCCUCCCUGUACCCAACCCUCACCAAGUCCCCGAUGCCCAAGCCCCCUCCCCCAAAAGUCUUACCCCCAGAUGAUGACCUCCUGAUGGACCUCCUCACGGAGGACCCUCCCCCGUAUCGGGAGCCAGCUCUGCGGCCUCCAAAUGAGGCUGACUCAACCGAAAGAAGAGAGGAGCAAGCGGCGCCAGCCUCUGCUGCCUCUGCCGAUCCUUCUCCGAUGGCUGCACGCCUGAGGGGAAGGAGGGAUCAACCACCUGCGGCGGAUACAACCUCCUCCCAGGCAUUCCCUCUUCGCACAGGAAUGAACGGCCAACUCCAAUACUGGCCGUUCUCUGCCUCAGAUCUGUAUAACUGGAAAAAUAACAAUCCUUCUUUUUCCGAGGACCCCUCUAGGUUGACAGCUUUAAUUGAAUCCAUUUUGAUUACCCAUCAGCCUACAUGGGACGACUGCCAACAGAUGUUGCAGGCUUUGCUGACCUCGGAGGAACGGCAGAGAGUCCUCCUGGAGGCCCGGAAGGAAGUCCGGGGACCUAAUGGCCGCCCCACCCAAUUGCCUAAUGAAAUAGAUUCUGCCUUUCCACUUGAACGCCCCUCUUGGGAUUUCACCAUGAUAGAAGGUAGGAAUCACCUAGCCCUCUAUCGCCAGUUGCUCAUAGCGGGUCUCCACAGGGCGGCUCGACGCCCAACGAAUUUGGCUCAGGUAAAGCAGGUUAUCCAGGGGUCAGAGGAAACUCCCUCUGCGUUCCUUGAGAGGCUCAAAGAGGCUUACCGCAGAUAUACUCCCUAUGACCCUGAUGACCCCGGACAGGAGACCAAUAUCUCCAUGUCUUUUAUUUGGCAGUCAGCUCCAGAUAUCAGACGCAAAUUGGAGCGUCUAGAGAACCUCAGGGAAAGCUCACUCAGGGAUCUGUUAAAAGAGUGUCGGGACAGAGGCAGGAUAGACAGGGAGGAGACAGAAGGAGGCCCCCUCUUGACAAGGAUCAAUGUGCCUAUUGCAAAGAGAAGGGACACUGGGCAAGAGAUUGCCCUAAGAAACCGGACGGAUUUAAAAGACCUGGACCACGCCGUGCCUCCCUCCUAA